AUGCCAUGUGCGCUCGGUGACAUGCCAUGUGCGCUCGUUGACAUGCCAUGCGCGCUCGGUGCCAUGCCAUGUGCGCUCGGUGACAUGCCAUGUGCGCUCGGUGACAUGCCAUGUGCGCUCGUUGACAUGCCAUGCGCGCUUGGUGCCAUGCCAUGUGCGCUCGGUGACAUGCCAUGUGCGCUCGGUGACAUGCCAUGUGCGCUCGGUGACAUGCCAUGUGCGCUCGGUGACAUGCCAUGUGUGCUCGGUGACAUGCCAUGUGCGCUCGGUGACAUGCCAUGUGCGCUCGGUGCCAUGCCGUGUGCAUUCGGCGGUGCCAUGCCAUGUGCGCUCGGUGCCGUGCCAUGUGCGCUCUAUGCCAUGCCACGUGCGCUUUAUGCCAUGCCAUGUGCGCUUGGUGACAUGCCAUGUGUGCUCGGUGACAUGCCAUGUGCGCUCGAUGACAUGCCAUGUGCGCUCGGUGCUAUGCCGUGUGCGUUCAGCGGUGCCAUGCCAUGUGCGCUCAGUGCCAUGCCAUGUGCGCUCUAUGCCAUGCCACGUGCGCUCGGUGCCAUGCCAUGUGCGCUCGGUGACAUGCCAAGUGCGCUCGGUGACAUGCCAUGUGCGCUCUAUGCCAUGCCAUGUGCGCUCUAUGCCAUGCCAUGUGCGCUCUCAUGGACCCUCACGGACCCUCAUGGACUUGUCCCAAAUGCCAUGCCAUGUGCGAUUGGUGCCAUGUGGGGAGUGGCUGAGGCUCACAUAUUAACCGAAUGA
Messenger RNA from Closterium sp. Naga37s-1, 753 nucleotides. The record is from the annotation of a GenBank genome assembly. NCBI's taxonomy places the organism in Eukaryota, Viridiplantae, Streptophyta, Zygnematophyceae, Desmidiales, Closteriaceae.